AUGGCAGUGCGCUCCAGAAGUGAGGCCUCCUCCAAGAGCUCUAGCAGUGCCGUUCGGUUUCAACCUGAUGUGGACUUCGACCGAGAGCCCAACGUGCUCCACACGGCAUCGAUGGGCUCCGCUUCUUCCGCCUCAAAGAAGAGAGUCAGCCAUUCCCUCGCCGGGGACUUCAUCCGUGCCAAAACCGUUGUUGAUCCAGACCACGCCGCCCAUGGGCCCUCCUUCUGCCAAAGGCUCACCAAAAGGCUACGCAAGACCAACUAUGUCAACAACGUUAUGGUAUUUGUGGUUCUGCUGGAUGCCUACUGCAACGCAGCCAGUAUCGAUGCGAGAGCUGCCGGGAAUCAGACCCCACAACUUUGGACAGUCUUGUCUGAUGUGUGCCUAGUCUUGUAUAGCCUGGAGCUGGCUCUGCAGUUCUAUCUGGAUGGAACUGCCAUCUUACGAAGAGGUCUGGUCAUGAUGGAUGUUAUUGUCAUUUCGGCCGGCUACGUUGAAGUCAUGCUCGAUCUCGUGGCGCCAGGUAACGAAUAUGCGAAUUUGGGUGUGCUGAGCAUACUGCGUUUGGCGCGGGUACUUCGAUUGCUGAAAUUGCUUCGUAAGGUUAAAUCCUUGCGGGAACUGCAAAAGUUAGUGAAGAUGAUGCACACUUGCAUCAAGGCGCUCUUUUGGUCAUUUAUUUUCUGCUUUGUUGUUAUGACAAUAUGGGCGAUGCUCAUUGUGGAAUGGAUAGACCCAUAUGUGCGAGACAUGGUUGACGAAGGCCUUUUUGAGGAGUGUGGUGUUUUCUGCGAAACGGCAACCACCUCUGUCAUGAAGGCGAACUUGCUCCUCUUUAAGACAGUCAUAGCAGGUGACAGCUGGGGACAGAUGGCCGUGCCCGUGAUCCUCAUGCAUCCCGAGACUGCUGUCAUCUUCGUGGGCUCCUCGCUGACCUUAGUCUUCGGAGUCCUGAAUUUAAUCGUCGCAGUAGUAGUGGACACUUUCGCGGAUGCCCGGGAGAGGGACAUAUUGAAUCUGGCAGAGGAGCUGGAGCAGGACGUGGCUGCAGACAGGAAGUUCCUGCAAAAGAUUUUUGAGCGAAUCGACGAGGAGGGAACGGGUCAGCUGAGCCUGGAGCAGCUGGUGGCGGGCGCCCGGCAAGAUGCCGAGUUUCAGAGCCGACUUCGCAUCAUGGAUAUCGAUGAAAUGGAUUUGGUGGAGCUCUUUCAGAUGAUCGACACGGACGGGUCUGGCACGAUAGAAGCUCCUGAGUUUAUAAAACCGUUGAGCAGGUGGGUGCAUGACUCAAAAACAGCGCCGCGAUUCAUUAAGUACAACAUGCUGCGAACGAUGCACCAGCAAGAAGAGCUCCAGAAGCAGUGCGACGAGAACUUUGAAAACCUACACACCAAAAUUGACAGACUUACCCUGUCGAUGGAUCGCCUGAUGGUGGGUGUUCCUGCAACAGCUGCAUCGAAGUCCUUUUCUUCGCACUGGGUGGAACACACUUCCGUCAUUGAGGGCAAUGGCUUGAUGAACCUGGACAUCCAUGACAUGGUCGAGCAGCCACAUUCAUCGAAGAGGGUCGCUUUAAAGGAGGGCAAUGCGAGCUUGGAGGAGGCUCUGGAAGCGACUGUGCUCAGGCUGCGGGGCAUGGUCCUGGAGGUCACCGACCAAGCCUUGCAAUAUGCUUCUGUGACCCGGAACAAGUUCAAAAUGUGA
Symbiodinium necroappetens is the source of this 1704-nucleotide messenger RNA. The record is from the annotation of a GenBank genome assembly. NCBI's taxonomy places the organism in Eukaryota, Dinophyceae, Suessiales, Symbiodiniaceae.